Messenger RNA from Pristis pectinata (smalltooth sawfish), 4371 nucleotides. RefSeq names its product caprin family member 2 (gene caprin2). Bases 178 to 2697 code for a protein of 839 amino acids. Gene Ontology annotation, molecular function: signaling receptor binding. The transcript has 20 exons. Gene Ontology annotation, biological process: positive regulation of canonical Wnt signaling pathway. The record is from RefSeq and is a predicted model, not a curated record. Lineage: Eukaryota; Metazoa; Chordata; Chondrichthyes; Rhinopristiformes; Pristidae. Gene Ontology annotation, cellular component: cytoplasm.
CCGGGGACGGUGGGAGCGGUCAGCUGCACGACACGCCCUCCACCCGCCCGCUCCCUCCCUCCCAUCCUCCCAUCUGCCGCGGCGUUGCCACUGAUUCCUGUUGGGGGUUCGGCUGUCGGGUCCGCUCGCCGCCGCCGCGUUUCCCCGGUGCGAGGAGGAGGCGGAGGAGCAGCAGCGAUGAAGAUGAAGGCCGAGAAGAGGUCCCCUUCCAGCGGCGGCAGCGUCGGUGGAGGCGGAGGCGCCGCCGGCUCGCAAGGACCGGCCCCGUUUAUCCAAGCUCUGGCGGCGGCAAGCAGCCAAUAUCAGGCUUAUGAGACGUACUUGGAAAACGGCAUGAUCUGCCUCAAGCAUAAGAUCAGAAACAUAGAGAAGAGAAAGGCAAAACUGGAUGACUAUAAAGAACGCUUAAAACGGGAAGAACUUAAUCAAGACCAGUUGGAUGCUGUAGCGAAAUAUGAAGAAGUAAUUCACAAUCUAGAAUUUGCCAAGGAGCUACAAAAAACUUUUUCUGCACUCAACCAAGAGCUGUUAAAAGCACAAAGAAAAACAUUACGACGUGAACAAAUUCUGAGGACUGAAAUGGAAAAGAAGCGUCUAUGUACUGCAUUGCACAUUAAAUAUGUACUGGACAACUUCAACCAGGAACAUGUUCAAAAUGACUUCAGAGAUGGCAUUAAUGGUGCAUUUAUUAUUUCUCGGAAGGAAAUUGGGUACCUGAAGGACUUCUGUAAACUUCUCUGUCCUGAAAGGAGUGAAAAUGUAUCUCUUGAAGAUCAAGUGGAAUUGGUGUCAAAUCAAAUGUGGGACCUUUUGGAAGGAGUGGACAAAAUGGUGGUUGGUAGUACCUAUAAACACUUGAAGGAGACGAUAAGCAAACUUCUGAAGUGUUCCUACUUCGAUAAUAUUCCGGUCCCUCACAAUGGGUUGCAGGAAGAUAAAAUCCAAGAGGUACAAGUAACCUCCAAACCUCAGAUGCUGUCUGGAAAGGAAUCUGAAUCUGACUUGCAUUUUUUGUGCUCGAGUGAAAUGCAGCCAAGAGAGUUUUUGAAUAGGCAAUACAUGAACAAAACUGACUACUCUGUGAAACAACAGCCUGAAAAACCAAGGAACUGGGAAGGAGAGUUUGUCAGCAGGAAGCAAGAGGCAGUCCCUAAUAAAUGGGAUGCUGAUUACAUCAGUAGAAAACGUGAGGACACUCCUCCUGAAACAUGGGAUGAGGAAUACAUUGAAAGGAAACAGGAGAAGGAACCUGUGAAAAAGUGGGAUACGGAGUAUGUCAAUAGGAAGCAGGAGGAACAGCCUAAAAAAUGGGAUAGUCAGUACUCUAACAUUCAAGAGACAAAAAGGUGGGAUCCAGGUUCAGUCCCAAAGGAGACCACUGAACCAAAGAGAAUUAUGCCUGAGCCCAAAGAGAAACGUGAUCGUGGUUCAAAACCAGAACAUGAAGUGAAACAAGUGUCAAAAGUGGUGCAGCAAGUAGCUGCAGAGUUCUGCUCGACAUCUUCCCUACCAAAUGACCCAGAACUCAGGAGGCAGAAACUUCAAGACCUAAUGUCCCAAAUACAAGGCACAUGUCACUUCAUUCAGGAUUCAAUGUUGGAUUCUGAUGCCACCUCACAAAGUGCUAUUGGAUCACAGAAGCCUGCCGUGUUAUCACUCAGUACUGCAGCUCUAAAAGAACAGAAACAAAAGACUGAAAUUGUUCCACCACCAUCAAAGCCUGCAACAGAAUUAAGUGUCCUUGCCAGUACUGGGGGUAGUUCAGGUUCUGAUGACCAGUCUUCAUUAUCUGAUUCUACAACUGAUCUUUCAGGACAAACUCUGCAGGUUUCGAGUGCACGGAAUUCAGAAAGUGAAGCGUACACCACUCCACCCCAAGUAUACCAAACCAGUACACCCAUCACUGAAUCUUUAACACAAACAUCACUAGAAUCAAAUCAGCAGGUGACGUCUUUGACCAAUGACCAGACUGCCUCAAGCACAGCAAUAACUCCAGCAUCCCAAGGACAGGUAUUCAAAGUUAAUGCACCUUUGCCUCCACGAGGUGAUCAGCAGGAAGUGAAAUCUGAUGGUCCAUAUUCUCCUGUCUACAACCAAGGUUUGAUUACAGCUAGUACUCAGACACCACCUCAGCCCAUCUCCGUACAGUCUUCGCAUAUCGUGGAGCAAAAUGCACUGACACAAGAUUCUUUGACAGAGGAAACUACAUCUGUUGCCAAUGGAACUCCAGUAUUUUUAACCCACAAUCAGCAAAGUACUUUGCCGAGACCAAAUCAAGCCUACUUUGGGAGCAGAGGUGCUGUACGGGGAGCUGCACGAGGUGGCAGAGGAAUUGCUAAUGCUUACCGUAGUGCAAACAAUGGAUACAAAGGUGUACAAAUAGGAUUUGAUGGUUACAGAGGAAUUCCGAUUCCUGCCAAUGGAACAUAUGGACCUUUUCCAAAUAGAGAAUACCCUGGGAUGCCAUACACUCCAAGGGAAUCUGGUUACCAGCAGAACUACAAACGUGGUGCAGGCAUUGGGCCUCGUGGGACCAUGAGAGGAGGAAAGGAUUUCAAUCUUGAUCUCGUUGUUCCAGACCUUGACGUGGAAGCAGCAUUCCCUUGCAAGCCCUUCAGUCAAUUCUAUACUUACCUGUGCAUACACCAGUGUUUGUUGAAGCACGAGGACAGGCUAUAUUUCAAUCCAAGUAACUAAUUCCCCUCACUUUUUAGACCCAUCACCCAAGCUAUUGGAUAGUGAAGUCGUGAGGGAAUGUAGACUUCUAAAAUGUCUAGUUGUGUACAAGGCAUCUUUUUGGCAUAUUGUACUGUUUUGUUAUAGCUAUGCUGUUACAUUUCAAGCACGGGUUAUGGUCUUCCAAACUAAAGGAUGUUAUGGGGGUACAAAUACAAUUUUAAAAAGUGACAUAACCAUCUGGUUAACUAAAGAAUGGGUCCUUGGGGCACAGCCUCAUUACAAACAGUUGGUCAUUAGUUAUUGAUGUCUGAUUUUGAUUCUGAUGCCACUAUAAAGCCUUAUUAUACAGAUUGACCACAAGUAUCCCAUUGUUUUGGUUUAUCACAUCCUUUGAAUCACAUAAUACAAAUAAGAAUCCUAAAUUUAAAUAUAGGAGGGUAUUUGGCCCAUCUUGUCUAUGCUAAUUGAGUGCUACUGACCUUAAUCCCUUCCCAGUAAUGCAGACUUUUGUUAAUUGAUACAAUUUAAAAUUGGUUAAUUAUCAAGUUCACAUUUGUGCAGCACAGGGACAAGUUUUUUGUGCUACAUACCUUCAAUGUCAGUUCUUCAGAGCUUUGUUGCUUAAACAUUUGCCAAAAACUAGUUUCUAAAACCCUCUUGAAUUAUGUGUGUAGUCGUGUGGUUUGAUUUUGGAGUUGGGAAUAUGGGUAAGAAUUUUGGAUUAAUUGUAUAGAUUAGAAAAUGUGAUAUUACUUUGAGCAGAGUGGAAGAUUUCUCAACCCAAACAGGUCUUAAUUACUCGACAGCUGGCUGGAGCGAUUCAUCUCAAGUGAGCAGUCCAGAGCGGGACAAUGAGCACUUCAACAGUGGGGAUUCUGGCCAAGGAGAUUCGCGAAGCAUUACACCAGUGGAUAUGCCAGUGACCAGCCAAGCUGCCACCCUUUUGCCAGUGCAUGUCUAUCCUCUCCCUCAGCAGAUGAGAGUGGCCUUCUCUACUGCAAGGACCUCUAACUUUACCCCUGGAUCCCUGGACCAGCCCAUUAUCUUUGAUCUUCUGCUCAAUAACCUUGGAGAAACAUUUGAUUUCCAAUUGGGGCGAUUUACCUGCCCUGUGAAUGGCACUUAUGUCUUCAUCUUUCACAUGCUGAAGCUGGCUGUGAAUGUUCCUCUGUAUGUAAAUCUGAUGAAGAAUGAAGAAGUCCUAUGCUCUGCUUAUGCCAAUGAUGGUGCCCCUGAUCAUGAGACUGCCAGCAACCAUGCUGUUCUGCAGCUUUUCCAAGGAGAUCAAAUCUGGCUGCGAUUGCAUAGAGGUGCCAUCUACGGUAGCAGCUGGAAGUAUUCUACCUUCUCUGGAUACCUCUUGUAUCAGGACUGAAAUGUGCUCUAAUAGCUAAAAUGCUUUGCACUCUGAUCUCUGUAACUUAAGGUCACAAUUUGAAGUGAGUUGCCAGGGAUGACUUGUUAAAAUGUCACAGUGGUUUUCUGGGGUUUUGGUUUGCACUGACUGGGCACUUUAACCUGUGAUGCCUUGCUAGUAGAGCUGCAAAUAUAUUUUGUUACAGAAUGUUGUGUCUUGCACAUGUUGGUCUGAGACAAUUUAUGUGACAUUGAAUGGAUAGAUUUCCUUUGCGAGAGAUCCUGCUAUUUACAAUGCCUCCUGGUGCCUCAAUAAAGAUAUAUUCUGCACUGUUG